AUGGAACCUCGACGGUUGGACGAUGUAGCCGAUGCAGCCGAAGGGAUUCGAAAAGAGAUCAAAUCAUUACUAUCACAAGUCACAAAAGUUGAAGAGGAUGAAAAAGGAAAUAAGAAGUACGGCGGGGAUACACUUUUGAUGUUGAUUUCCCGUAUGAAACACGCCCUUGGUAUUGAUGAGAAUUGGGAAGGACGCUUAAGAUAUUGGGAGGAUCGUACAAAACUAAAUCUUCCAAACUCGGCAUACCUGAUUCCAAUACCAAAAGAAAUCGAAGUGAACGGGUGGUUAUUGAAGGAAGGAUGGUUCGUACAAGUUAAUGUUGACCCAGUAGUGGGUGCGGGUACGACUACGCUGGUUUUUGCGCCUCGCUGA
This is a messenger RNA of Penicillium coprophilum, 372 nucleotides long. RefSeq lists its product as uncharacterized. The record is from RefSeq and is a predicted model, not a curated record. Lineage: Eukaryota; Fungi; Ascomycota; Eurotiomycetes; Eurotiales; Aspergillaceae. The transcript has 2 exons. The coding region runs from base 1 to 372 and encodes 123 amino acids.